AUGGCGGCACUACCUUUGGGCAAGAUUCUGGCGCUGACAGUGCGCACGCUCUCAAAGCCUGUUUCCAAGCUGCUCAAGGACCAGGCCAAACAGCACGGCGUCUUUCGCAACCGAUUCCUGAUUCCCGUCGGCCAAGUGACGCAUUGGGUUGGUGUGCGGCUACGCCGCCUGACCCUCGGCAGCUCCCGCAAGGAAGUCACCCCACUUGAUGCUGCUGGUGCUACGGAAUAUGGUGCAGAAUUCCUUGGUGAAGCCUUUAUUUACAGCGUGGCCACGGCCUUGAUGGUCCUUGAGUAUAAUACCAGUUCAACCAAAUCCGCUCGGAAAGAAGCUAUUCAGAAUCAGCAGCUGGCAUCGCUGCGGCACGAUCUGGAUGCGGCAAACGAACGGAUUGAGCAACUUGAGGUGCAGAACCAGCUGCAAUUUCAGAUCCUGACUCGGCUCACAGAGCUCGAGGAGCAGCAUCAGGCUCUGAGAGAAGAACAAGCCAAGCCCAAGGGCUGGUUCUCAUGA
Molecule: messenger RNA, 513 nt
Organism: Monosiga brevicollis MX1
Lineage: Eukaryota; Choanoflagellata; Craspedida; Salpingoecidae
Exons: 5
Coding region: 1-513 (170 amino acids)
Biological process (GO): regulation of lipid metabolic process
Cellular component (GO): mitochondrion
Source: RefSeq, a predicted model, not a curated record